Botrytis fragariae is the source of this 1332-nucleotide messenger RNA. RefSeq lists its product as uncharacterized. The transcript has 3 exons. Lineage: Eukaryota; Fungi; Ascomycota; Leotiomycetes; Helotiales; Sclerotiniaceae. The record is from RefSeq and is a predicted model, not a curated record. The coding region runs from base 1 to 1332 and encodes 443 amino acids.
AUGGCCAAAAAACUUCGUAAAAUCACCAUUCAAGCCCCAAAGUCGAGUGAGCCCGCGAGUCCGACUUCAAAUUCGCAAACUGAUGAGACCGUAAUUGGAACCCCGACAUCUCCGCCGCCAUUUACAUCAGGACCGUGGGAUGAAAUCAAAGACCCAUCUAAAGACUUGAACAGGCCACUGCCAGGAUGGCCACUUGUGUCUAAAUUGAUUGCGCAAUACCCAGAUCUCGAAGCGUUCAAAGCCUUCCGUGACCUUAACAUCAAAAGUCUGCUCUAUUAUCAAGCAGAACUAGAGAACCUAAGUAGGAAGCUACAUCAGGCAGAAUAUAAUGAACAUCGCCAGGGUGAGCAAGAGGGCAUAACAAGAGCUUCAAUGAUGGCGAUGAAUUUGGACUACUAUCUUAUACAUGCUCGAAUGGACGAUAACAAGUGCAAGUCUAAGCAAGUGAAGAUUAUGAAGCAAAUAAGAGUCGUUUUGAAAGAAUACAAUGAUGCCUUAUUACAAUACUCCCAAAUUUCAGCAUUGCCGAGGGCAGAUCCAUACAAUGUGGAGACUCUAAGGACCUGGCUGAAGAGAGUGGGUGAACAUUGUAUCAGUGGGGAUGCGGCAUGUAUAUGGGGUGACUAUACAGAAAAUGUAGUCGAAGCAAAGCCUUUGAAAUGGCAGUUUGUCAGUCUUGUGCGCAGUAUCUUUUGGCCAACAGCUCCUAAUCCUGACAAUCUCGAUCUUAUUGUGCCUCGAAAAGGUCAUACGGUUGACGGUCUAACUUUGUGGGUCGCUAACGAAUUUGUCCCAUUUUGGCACAGCAUCAAACAAGCGUUACGGCGAAAGAAAAGAAAGACUAUUUCUGAAGAAAACGGGCUGCCCACUACUGAAAAUAAAAGCCACUCGCUCUUUGAAAAAAUCGAAAGUUCAGGAAGCUCCCGCUCUUGGUUUUCUCGCAGGAAGUCUAUCUUUAGCACAGCAGAGGGAGAUCAAAAGUCAAAGGAUAGGGCUGGGCUUACUGUUUACUCUGAAGCACGCAUGUUACGCUUUACCUCAGCUGUAGCCACGGUCAUUGCGUGCCUGUUACCCACUGUUGCCAUCGCAGUACUUUCAAGUCUUGAAUCUACCAGAGAGCUACUUGGAGUUAUUGCAGCAUUUACAGCAAUCUUUGCGAUGGGACUUAUGUUUUUGACUGAUGCCAGUACAUCGAGGGUUGAGAUAUUUACCGCUACCGCCGCUUUUUCCGCCGUCAUGGUAGUAUUUGUGCAAAACCAAAAUGUCUAUACUGGCGCGUCUCAAGGCAGUCCAGGAACCCGAAUGACGAACGGGACAAAUUCAACGAGUUGA